UCGCGCAGCGAUCGUCUUAAGCUACAUAUCGUUUGAGGGCUCAUAAAAAGCGAAAGACACAAAAAACUAAACCUUCUUGCCAAAUUAAAAAGACUGCGCACCAAAGUUAACAAAAUAAAUGAAAUAAAUAACGAACGAAACGAGAAAAAAAAAGAUUAAUAAAACUUCGUUCACGUUGCGCUUGCGUGCAAGUGCAGCCGUGUGUGUGUCCGUUUAUUUUCGUGUGUUGCCAACCGCAGCGAAAAUCAGUUUUUUCUGCACUUGACCUUUAUUCAUAUUAUUGGUCAAAAGCUUGAUUAAUUGCCACACAAAAAACUUAAUAAAGUUUGCUUAAAAACUCUAAACAAAAAUUACUGUCAAUAUAAAAUAAGUAAACAAACAACAGUUAGCACAUAACUAAAAUAAGCAUGGCGUGCGAGUGCUCAAAGCCUUCGGGCACCUUGGAUCACAUCAUCAACACCCUCAAGUGCUCGACCAUGAUAUGCGAGGGCACACACUUCGAUGGGCAGAUACCACACACCUUUGUGGUCUUUGGUGCAUCGGGCGAUCUGGCUAAGAAGAAGAUAUACCCGACAUUAUGGUGGCUAUAUCGCGACGAUCUGCUGCCAAAGCCAACGAAAAUUUGCGGCUAUGCGCGCUCCAAGAUGACUGUGGCCGAACUGAAGGCACUCUGCGAAGCCUACAUGAAGGUGCAACCGAGCGAGGAAACGAAAUAUCAGAAAUUCUGGAGCUUGAAUAAUUAUAUUUCUGGGCCUUACGAUGAAGCAUCUGGCUACCAGGCGCUCAACCAGCACAUGGAGAAAAUUGAGAAUAGACUCAAUGCGAAUCGACUCUUCUAUUUGGCAUUGCCGCCCACAGUCUACAAUCAGGUGACGUUCAACAUCAAGCACCAUUGCAUGUCCAAGUGCGGCUGGAAUCGUGUGAUCGUUGAGAAGCCUUUCGGACGGGACGAUGUUACCUCGAAGGCGCUGAGCGAUCAUCUGGCCGGUCUGUUCGAGGAGGAGCAACUGUACCGCAUCGAUCACUAUUUGGGCAAGGAGAUGGUACAGAACCUGAUGACCAUACGGUUCGGCAACAAGAUAUUGAGCUCGACAUGGAAUCGGGAAAAUAUCGCCUCCGUCUUGAUCACGUUUAAGGAGCCGUUCGGCACCCAGGGCCGUGGGGGCUACUUCGAUGAAUUUGGCAUCAUACGCGACGUGAUGCAGAAUCACUUGCUGCAGAUACUGUCGCUGGUGGCCAUGGAGAAGCCAUGCAGCUGCCAUCCGGAUGAUAUACGUGACGAGAAGGUCAAGGUGCUGAAGUGCAUCAAGCCCUUGGAGCUGAGCGACAUGGUAUUGGGCCAGUACGUGGGCAAUCCCGCAGCGAAGACGGCCGAGGAGCAGUCUGGCUAUUUGGACGAUCCCACGGUUAGUAAAACAUCGACCACGCCCACCUAUGCCAUGGCCGUCAUUCAGAUCAACAACGAGCGCUGGCAGGGCGUUCCGUUCAUACUGCGCUGCGGCAAGGCCUUGAACGAGCGCAAGGCCGAGGUGCGCAUCCAGUACCAAGAUGUGCCCGGCGACAUCUUCGAGGGCAAUUCGAAGCGCAACGAGCUGGUCAUACGCGUGCAGCCGGGCGAGGCGCUCUACUUCAAGAUGAUGACCAAGAGUCCGGGCAUUACGUUCGACAUUGAGGAGACCGAAUUGGAUCUAACCUACGAGCAUCGCUAUAGGCAUUUCGUGCUGCCGGACGCCUACGAGCGUCUCAUACUGGAUGUCUUCUGUGGCUCCCAAAUGCAUUUCGUGCGCUCCGACGAGCUGCGCGAGGCGUGGCGCAUCUUCACGCCCAUCCUGCACAAGAUCGAGCACGAGCGGAUCCCACCGAUACCCUAUCCGUACGGCUCCCGCGGACCCGCCGAGGCGGAUCGCAAGUGCGUCGAGAGCAACUUUAUCUAUUCUGGAUCCUACAAAUGGCAUGGCAAUAAGACCGAUGCGUCGCAUCUUUAAUCCCGGACUCCAUGGACUCUUUGGUGUUUAUGUUUUAUCAUUAACCAAUCCUUUAUGAAUGCACUAUAUAU
This is a messenger RNA of Drosophila hydei, 2056 nucleotides long. It is a transcript of the gene Zw, whose product is annotated as glucose-6-phosphate 1-dehydrogenase. Gene Ontology annotation, molecular function: NADP binding; glucose-6-phosphate dehydrogenase activity. The transcript has 5 exons. Gene Ontology annotation, cellular component: cytosol. Gene Ontology annotation, biological process: pentose-phosphate shunt, oxidative branch; glucose metabolic process. NCBI's taxonomy places the organism in Eukaryota, Metazoa, Arthropoda, Insecta, Diptera, Drosophilidae. The record is from RefSeq and is a predicted model, not a curated record. Bases 408 to 1985 code for a protein of 525 amino acids.